AUGUUUCAGUCCGAAACUUCUACCGCCAUGAAAGUGUUGCUUGUUGGAGCGGCCCUGGUCUGCGCUUGUGCUGCGCACAGUCAACUUUAUGUCCAGCGCAUAAAGAAGAGGAAUUCCCACCUCAGUCAUCCCCCUGCCGAGCAGAAUCCCCCGCUCCCCGAUCUCUACGGGGCUGGCUCCCAGACCCAGUACACUCAACUAUACGGCGGGGCACCUCAGGAUAGUUACAGGCAGCUAUACGGAGGAUCAGCUCAGCAGCAGCAGCAACAGCGAGGCGGCGGCGGUGGAGGCUACGGUAGGCCGGAGCCCGAAGAAGAUGAGUACGAGCCCGGCUACGGCCAGCAAGUCCCUACGCGAGCUCCCCCCUCCAAAAGACCGAUUUCCUACCCGAGACCAACCCAGAAUCCAGUGAAGACCACUCGACAGCCCUGGAGCCACCAACAGACAAUUACGCACCGCCAACCGAAUCCUGGCUACCAGCCGCAAAAGCUUUCAACGACCCGCAGACCGAUCUCAUACCCACGUCCGACUGCUCGCACCACGACCACAACCCGGCGCCCGAGCGGAUAUCCCGGCGCGGACCCAGAGGAUCUGGACACUCCCGGCUAUGGACAGCCCCCGAGGCAGCCCGCUUACCCUCAACCCACUUACCCUCAACCCACCUAUCCCCAACCCACAGCUCAGAAGAAACCCUCGAACGGCGGUUACGGUAACGAUCUCGAUGAUCUCGAACAACCUGGCUACGGCGGACGUCCGACGACGUCGACCGCAAAGCAGACGUCCGGAGGAGGCUACGGCAAUGCCGAUCUCGAAGACGUCGAGACCGGUGGUUACGGGGGACCUGCACGCCAGACUCAAGACAUCUAUGGAAACGGACAAUUGUAUCCAGCGGAGUCCCAAGUAGUCCCGAGGCGGAAAUCUUCGUCCUCGUACAACGUCGCCCAGGAAAUUCCCGACCCGGCUGCUUCAACUCAGGCGAAUUUCUUCGAGGCCCGAUCCAACCCCGAUUACUUCCCUCACACCAGAUGGAAUACCCCAGCAAUCGCUACGGCGCCAGCGUUCCAGUUGCAGACCGUCCAGCAGCCAUUGGGCUAUCUGGUUGUGGAUCAUGCAGCCCAAUGGUGA
Molecule: messenger RNA, 1125 nt
Organism: Galendromus occidentalis (western predatory mite)
Lineage: Eukaryota; Metazoa; Arthropoda; Arachnida; Mesostigmata; Phytoseiidae
Product: extensin-like
Exons: 1
Coding region: 1-1125 (374 amino acids)
Source: RefSeq, a predicted model, not a curated record